Paraphaeosphaeria sporulosa is the source of this 1883-nucleotide messenger RNA. RefSeq lists its product as uncharacterized. The transcript has 4 exons. Gene Ontology annotation, cellular component: recycling endosome. The coding region runs from base 294 to 1850 and encodes 518 amino acids. NCBI's taxonomy places the organism in Eukaryota, Fungi, Ascomycota, Dothideomycetes, Pleosporales, Didymosphaeriaceae. Gene Ontology annotation, molecular function: guanyl-nucleotide exchange factor activity. The record is from RefSeq and is a predicted model, not a curated record.
UCAUACCCGGUCCCAUGCCCAUGCCCAUGCCCAUGUCGGUGCUGCCAAUAUCGAUAACCCCAACGCCUCCUUGCGCCGUGUGCACCCAUAAAUUAUACAUCAUCACCGAGCCGCGCAUUCGCAAUGGCCGAGACGAUAUGACGCGCUCCGGCUCUGCUCGACAAGACGUCUAGUCGGACUGCUCCCUUCACACCAUGUGCACCUGUGCCGCGUGCCCUUCACACGUAUAGCUCGAGCGAUCCCGUCCUGUCUGGUCGUCUUUUAAUCAACCCAGUCGAUCCAGCCAGCUCAACAUGGAGAAGCUCAAGAAUAAGAUUCUGAACCCUAAGCGACGCUCCCACCAGCCUGAAGAUUUAAGGCAAGACUCUGCGCUUUCCCGCCCCGGUUUUCAUGACUGGGCUGUCGCUUUUGUAGUGUGCAAUUUCAACGUCGAUGUCGGACCCGAGAUAGAAAUCAUUUACCCUCCAGAUGUAUCCUUCUCCACGGCGGACCUGAGUGCAAUCUGCUUCAACAGCUUUCCAGAGCAGCAGAAUACCGAAACAGUCGAUGACCUUACGUUCAACUUCACCAUUACCAACUCUUCCCCGGAUGUCAGCAUAUCCUCUCCACGUGCGCCAUAUGGCAGCGCGGAUACCUUCUAUGCCACAUGCGUUUUCCGUCAAGAGUUUGACCACACCAUGAAAAGGAGCUUCAACCAGCGAACACUUGUUCUCGUUUCGGCUCACAACUUUCUGUCCUUUCACACCCGACUGUUGCAUAGCAUGACAGAAUCUGGUCUUAUCAGUGACCCAGCAACUUUGGAGGCCGCUUACUCCUCGAUGGUCACAUGGCCAUCACCCAAAAUUGGUCGGCAAGAGCUGCCCUUCCUGGGGUCGGUCAUCAGCUUAGACAUUGCUCCGCAUUUUGCUUUUCCGCUUCAAGGUCUGCCAGGACCAACACCGCUUAUUUCAGACAAGCCGUCGUCUAUCUACGCUUAUGAGCCGUUAGGAUCCUGGGAUAUAAUGAUGCAUUUCAUGCCGUGCAUUACUGACCUGUAUGUCAUAUACGAAAAGCUGAUAUUAUGCGAAAGUGUGGUUGUUGUCGCCAAGUCACCUCAACUGGCUAGUGAAGCCGUGUCCUCACUUGUUGAUCUGAUUCGGCCAGUCCCAUAUGCUGGCAUUAUCAAACCAUACAUGACUAUGCAGGCAAAUUUCCAGUGCAUCGGCAUCGAUGGUGGAACACCCCGGCCUUUCAUAAUUGGAAUCACCAACCCUUUUCUUCUCAAACGCAUCGUAGCUGCAACAGAGAAGAGUCAACAACUUCGCCCACACAUUCUAUACCUACAGAGUUUCGACGGCCCUGUGCCGGUCAAAAGGCAUCAUUCCAUCCACCACAAAUCAAGCCGCAAUGUGUUACUUGACCUUCCUGGUGGUGGCAUAGAAGCAAGAAUGCCCUCGAAACGCUUCUUGAAAUCGGACCACGCUGUUGUAUCCCAUAUCGAGACCCUUGUGAAGGGCGGGGACCAGACCCAUGAGCUAGGGCCCCUGAUCAGGCGACAUUUCGCGGAAGUAACAGCACAGUUCAUUGCACCCAUCAACCGCUAUCUCACUACGACAAAUGUCGUCUCUCCUGGUGGCAAUCAACACUACGCCAGCUUUUCAGUCCACGAUUUCAUUCGCAAUUUAGGAAAGCACGGAACCAGCAUAAAGCUGCGUGGACAAGGUCCAAUACAACGGCAUCGCGCAAGGGACGCUUUCUAUGAGUCAUUUUGCUCCUCAAUAAACUUUCACUCGUGGCUGGAGAUGAAGAUCGCUUUGGAGACUGAGGCUAGCGCGGGACUAUUGGGAGCGGGAUCUGCCGCAGGCAGUUGAAGACCCGAGAAGAGCUUGAAUUUCAACGACCUA